AUGUCAUAUAAGAUUCUAGAUUAUUUCAAGACUAAGAAAAUAGUCAAUCAAACAAUUACUUUCAAAGUACCAGUAGAUUAUUCAAGUACUCAUCCAAACCCUCCCUUAAUUGACGUUACAAUUACUAUCACUCAAAAAUAUGACAAAACAUUUCAUUCUGAAAAAGACGGUUUUGAAGAAAUUAUAUUACCUGAAAACCCAAAUUUAAUGUUAUAUUUACAAGGUGGUCCUGGAUUUGGAUGUAACAUACCUACAGAUUACUCAGGAAUGACUAAAGUGUUAUUAGAUGAAGGAUAUCAAAUUGUAUGGUUAGAUCAAAGAGGAACAGGAUUAAGUACUCCACUUGAUUGUUUAACCAGAAAACAAAAUACUCCAGCAAAUAAGUACUAUGAUAAAUUAUUUGAAUAUUUGAUUCACUUUAGAGCUGAUUCUAUAGUUAAAGAUGCUGAACAUAUUAGAAAAAUAUUAAUUGGAGAUAAUAAAUGGUCAUUAUUAGGUCAAUCAUAUGGUGGAUUUUGUUGUUUUACGUAUUUAUCAUUUUAUUCAGAUUCAAUUAAACAAGUAUUAAUAACUGGUGGAGUUCCACCAAUUGGUAAAACUGUUGAUGACGUAUAUACACAAACAUAUAAACGAACAGAAGAAAGAAAUAUUCAUUAUUACAACAAGUACCCACAAGAUAUUGAAAGAGUUAUUGGAAUAUGUGAUUAUUUAGAGCGUAAUCACCCAGACGUAAUCUUACCUAAUGGUGGUACAUUAUCUGUUGAAAGAUUUCAACAAUUAGGUUUGAAUUUUGGUGCCACUGGAGGGACUGAUAAAAUUCACUCAAUAGUUACUAAAUUUCAUUCAGAUUUGAAACAAUUUAAAAAACUAAGUUUGAAUACAUUAACUUUAAUUCAAGAUCUGAUGUCUUUUGAUACCAAUAAUAUUUAUGCGUUCUUUCAAGAAGCGAUAUAUUGUGACGGUAAUAUGAAAUCAAAUUGGAGUGCUGAUAGACUUAGGUACGCUCCAGGCAAUGAAACUUUCACACAUAACACAGACAUAAUAUAUUUUACAGGAGAAAUGGUAUACAAAAGUAUGUUUACAGACUACACCCUGUUAAGAGAGUAUAGAAGUCUAGCAGAUAAAUUGCACGACUACGAGAAUUGGUCACAAUUAUAUGAUAUUGAUAAGCUUAAACUGAUUACAUGGGAUCAAGUCCCAAUAGUAGCAGCAACUUAUUAUUCAGAUCAAUACGUUGAUUUUAAAUUAACUGAACAUGUUAAAAAUAACAUUGUAUCACCAGAUAAUUUGAGACAAUUUAUAACUAAUGAAUUUUUUCAUAAUGGGUUAAGAGCUAAUCCUGAAAAGAUAUUAGGUUCUUUAUUUAAAUUAUUAGAUGAUGAUAUAGAUUAA
Messenger RNA from Lodderomyces jiufengensis, 1392 nucleotides. RefSeq lists its product as uncharacterized. NCBI's taxonomy places the organism in Eukaryota, Fungi, Ascomycota, Pichiomycetes, Serinales, Debaryomycetaceae. The record is from RefSeq and is a predicted model, not a curated record. Gene Ontology annotation, molecular function: peptidase activity. Gene Ontology annotation, biological process: proteolysis. The coding region runs from base 1 to 1392 and encodes 463 amino acids. The transcript has a single exon.